GUAGCAGCUCUAUCUAUUUGUAGUGGAAAUGGGCUUUUGCUGAAAGGUGGGAGGGAAGCCAAGCACAGUAAUAAGCUUCUGUUUUCUCUGGUUCAGGAAGCUCUUGAGCCAUAUGCACCAGUAGAAACAGUAGCAUUGGUAAGUCGAAGAGAUGACAUUGCAGAUCUGCUUCAGCUGAGACAGUUGAUUGACCUGGUGAUUCCCCGUUGCUCAGAAGAACUUGCUAACCGCAUCAGUCAGCUAAGCCAGGGGAUCCCUGUGUUGGGCUACAGUGCAGGUGUUUGUCAUGUGUACGUUGACAAAGAUGCUGACCCAGAGAUGGCACUCCACAUUGUGAAGGAUGCCAAGUGUGACUAUCCUGCUGCCUGUAACAGCAUGGAGUCUUUGCUUAUCCACAAGUCCCACAGGGAGGGUAAACUCUUUGAUAGAUUGUGUGAGAUGCUCAAACAUCAAGGG
Messenger RNA from Candidula unifasciata, 456 nucleotides. The record is from the annotation of a GenBank genome assembly. Lineage: Eukaryota; Metazoa; Mollusca; Gastropoda; Stylommatophora; Geomitridae.